Messenger RNA from Prosopis cineraria, 1374 nucleotides. Its product is annotated as glycosyltransferase BC10-like. The transcript has 2 exons. Gene Ontology annotation, cellular component: membrane. Gene Ontology annotation, molecular function: glycosyltransferase activity. The record is from RefSeq and is a predicted model, not a curated record. Lineage: Eukaryota; Viridiplantae; Streptophyta; Magnoliopsida; Fabales; Fabaceae. The coding region runs from base 86 to 1276 and encodes 396 amino acids.
UAUUUAUGUAUAUCAGAACGUAUUUUGCUGAUUUUACAUAGGUCUUGACGAAAUUAAACAUUUGAGAUGAUUCUGGCAUGCAUGCAUGCAGAGGGUGGUGACGACGGCCUUGGAGGAAGGGAAGGAGACGAAGGAGGCUCCUACCCCAUUCAGAACAGCACAACCCAGCAGGUCUUUCCCUCUGAGACUUCUUCAGUUCUUCUUAGUGUUCUUGAUCUUCGGACUCUGUGCUUCAAUGGUGAGCAUGUACAUGAUUCGUCACUUUGGAAUUCACAACAAGAACCUCAUGAUGCCUCUAAUACAAUCCUCUAGCUGCUACAAGCCUUGCUUCAAGGAAAAAGCCAGUGUGGAGAGUUGGAUCAGACCUCCUCCAAGUUUACUGCACAGCAUGAAUGAUACAGAGUUGUUUUGGAGGGCUACUUUUGUGCCAGCAAUUAAGGACUACCCUUAUCACAGAGUCCCUAGAAUUGCCUUCAUGUUCUUGACUAAAGGACCCUUGCCUUUGGCAACUAUAUGGGAAAGGUUCUUCAAAGGCCAUGAAGAUCUCUAUUCAAUCUAUGUCCAUUCACCACCUUCUUACAAUGAUGAGUUCUCACCUUCUUCAGCUUUUUACAGGAGACAGAUCCCAAGUCAGCCAACAGAAUGGGGAACCAUGAGCAUGUGUGAUUCAGAAAGAAGACUUCUAGCCAAUGCAAUGCUUGAUCUAUCCAAUGAAUACUUCAUCCUAUUGUCUGAGUCUUGCAUCCCUAUCCAAAACUUCACUACUGUCUACAACUACGUAUCACAGUCACAACACAGUUUCAUGGGUUCAUUUGAUGAACCAGGACCCUAUGGAAGAGGACGCUAUAAUGAACACAUGGCUCCUCUAAUCAAUCUCGAGGACUGGAGAAAAGGGCCUCAGUGGUUUGAAGUUAACAGGGAACUUGCAGUUAGAAUUGUGCAAGACAGAGAUUACUAUCCCAAGUUCAGAGAUUUCUGCAAACCACAUACUUGUUAUGUGGAUGAGCACUAUUUUCAGACCAUGCUUACCAUCAAUACUCCUCAUCUUUUGGCCAACAGAAGCCUUACAUAUGUUGACUGGUCCAGAGGUGGGGCCCAUCCAGUAACCUUCGUAAAGCAGGACAUUGAAGAGGAGUUCUUCAGGAAGAUACUGCAGCAGCAUACUUGCUCCUACAAUGGCCAGCCAUCUUCCCUUUGUUUCUUAUUUGCAAGAAAGUUUGCACCUGAUGCUAUUAAUGCUAUUUUAGAUAUAGCAUCUAAAGCUCUGGGAAUUUGAAAGACCCAAUCCACUAUAGAGAGAGAUCAAAUUAAUAAUGAAAAGAAACUUUGUAAAUGUCUGUGCAUGAUUGAUUUGAAAAGCCUACCUUUGGUAAA